Messenger RNA from Macrosteles quadrilineatus (aster leafhopper), 1354 nucleotides. Its product is annotated as zinc finger BED domain-containing protein 4-like. Lineage: Eukaryota; Metazoa; Arthropoda; Insecta; Hemiptera; Cicadellidae. Gene Ontology annotation, molecular function: protein dimerization activity. The transcript has 2 exons. The coding region runs from base 165 to 1154 and encodes 329 amino acids. The record is from RefSeq and is a predicted model, not a curated record.
UAAACUUUUUAAACCAAGUAUUCGAAAACUGGGGGAUUCAGGACUCAAUUGUUGGCAUUGUUCGAGAUAAUGGUGCUGACAUAACAGCUGCGUUAAAUAAGAGCAAGUAUGACGCUUAUCCAUGUGUUGCACAUACACUUCAACUUGUAAUAAAAGAUGGAUUUAUGGAAAACGUGAAAAUAGCAAAUCUUGUGAAAAAGGCAAAAAAAGUAGUAGGUUGCUUCAAAAAGUCAGCGAAGAACACAAAAUUAUUGAAAGGACUUCAGAAACAGCUAAAUAUUCCAGAGCAUCGUCUUAUUCAAGAUGAACCUACACGCUGGAAUACAACGUUUUAUAUGCUAAAGCGGCUUGUAGAGCAAAAGGAUGCUCUUACACUUAUGUCAGGGAAGCCUGAAGUGAGUCUCCCUGUCGAGCUGACAUCUGAUGACUUCAGAACAAUGCAAACUGCAGUUGAGAUCCUUGAGAUUUUUGAAACCGCUACACGGCAAGUCAGUAAAGAAUCUUCAUCAAUUUCUGAAAUUAUACCAUUAAUAAACACAAUUGCCCAUUUCUUGGAAAAUUUGAAUGUGGCUGGAUCUGGAUUAAUGGGACUAAAAAAUGACUUGGUAUCGUCAUUAAAACGCCGAUAUCCAAACGUAGAAGAAGAUUCCAGCUUUGCCAUUGCGACCAUACUGGAUCCACGGUUUAAAUCAGCUCCUUUCCAAAAUGAAAGGGCACUGGAGGCGGCCAAAAUAAAAAUCCUGGAUGAGAUGGGGAGAUUGGAGGAGGUCUUGUCAGAACCUCCUGCCGAGGAUGAGCAAAGCAGGAAUGAAAACCAGAAGAACUUUUGGAGUCAUUACUCAUUAUUCACAAAAGCAAGUCAAACUGUGUCAGUUCCUUCUUCUGAAAAUUCAACUUUAAAUGAACUGCAAAUGUACUUGAGUGAAAAACUGGUUGAGCAUACGGAGGACAAAAAUGCAGUAUACACCUACUGGAAGUGUACACAUUUUUUAAAGUUAAAAAAAAUUGCGACUAAGUAUAUGUGCAUUCCCCCUGCAACCGUAUUCAGUGAGAGACUGUUUAGUAGUGCUGGGCUAAUUUGCGACAAGAAACGAAAUCGGCUUGAUCCUGAAAGAGUGAAACAGCUUGUAUUCUUGCAUAAAAACUUGCAAUAGGUUUGGUUGCUGUUAGCAUCACAGACUACAAUCUAUCUGACAAUUAAAUUGGUCCAUAGUCUUUUUUAGCAUCUAACGUUUCUCUACAUACACAUUUAAAGCACUGUAUUUCAAUUAAAUGGUACUUGUUUUUUUUAUUAUAAAAGGUUGGUUUGUGUUUUGGGCAAGGUUAAAAAAUAAAUUAACUCAUUUGUGUUGAA